UCCAGAGUUUUGGAAUUUACCUUGUGACAUUUCUUUCCAUUUUGUCUCCUUCCAUCGAUUCCUUUUCAACUUCCCGAGCUGGUAGUAUCCUCUGGAUCUCUAGCCGUUUUGGGGCCGAGUGUAUCUUGUCACUUGCUGCUGUUUCCGUUAGCAUCUCAGAGCUUCUAGCUCUUGUUCUUCCUGCCGCGAAUCCUGUCUUUGAUGUCAGUCCAUGGACUAAAAUCUCUGCACCCCCUGUCCUCUGAAACCCCAUGUUCUUGCUGUAAUUUUACUCUCGGCCUCUUCUUCUCCAGCCUGCCUGUCGCACUGCCAUGGAAUUGAAUCGCCUUGAUUGCAAUCCUCAUUCUCUCCUGCAAUUCCACUACUGCGUUUAUUACAUCGUAGCUCAGACAAAUCCCAUCUGUUUCUUCCCCGCCGAAGGCGUCGCGAUCUUCUUCCCAUUUAAGCGCAAUGAGUGUGGGAUCCAUUCCAUUGAAUUGAAGAGGGGCGUGGGGGCGUUUUAAUGGCCGCACAGUGAAACUGCGUCCAUUUCUCUAUCGCCAUCAAUGAGCGGCUCGCCAUUGCCGGACGUUCUUGCGCCGUUCAUUGGUAAGAUCAAGGAAUUGGCCGACGACUCGCCGGUCAGAGCUCCGGCGCGGACGCCUCAUCGCAGAGUAGCGCUGCACGGCUUCCCCGGCGGCGCCGAGGCGUUUGAGCUUGUCGCGAGGUUCUGCUACACCGGCGGCACCGGUCUAGCGGUGACCGCGGCCAACGCCUGCGCGCUGCGGUGCGCUGCUCAGUUCAUGGACAUGGCGGACGCGCCCGCGUCGUCGGCUAAGCCGAGCCUGGUGAAGAUGACGGAGAAGGUCCUGGAAGAGAUGCCGCACUGGCCGUGGCAGGCCGUUGUGGACGCCGUGAAGGAGUGUCAGUGCAUGUUCCCGCUCGCCGAGUCCACCGGCGUGUUCGACAGGGUCGUCGGCGCGCUGCUGUCGCAGAUGGCCGUCCCGGGCGACGCCACGCCGACGAGCUCCUCGCCGGAGAGCUCGGCGUUCCGGUUCUCCUGCGACACCAAGUGCAGCAGCCUCAGCAUGCGCCGCACCUGGUGGUUCGAGGACCUCGUCGUCCUCAGCCCCGGCAUGGUGGAGCGCGUCGCCAAGGCGCUCCUGGCCAGGGGCGCCGACCACGGCAUCGUCGCCCGCUUCAUCUUCUAUUACCUCAAGUGCCGCAUCGCCGGCGCGAACGCGGAGGACAAGAAGGCGAUGCUGGAGGCUGCGAUCACCGUCAUCGCCGACCUCGACCGGAGCUCCGUUUCUUGCAAGGGCCUCUUCGGCAUCCUGAGGAUCGCGUCCCCGCUCAAGCUGGCCGGCGCUUGUCAGGAUACGCUCGUCGACAUGAUUGGCCGCAAGCUGGACCACGCGACGCUGGACAACCUGCUCGUCCCGGCGCCGUCCGGGACGGGCAGCCUGUACGACGUGAGCCUGGUGUUCAGGUUCUUGGAGGCCUUCAUGCGCCAUACCGGCGGCGCGCAGGUCGAGCCGCCGAGGCUAAAGAAGGUGGGGGCGCUCAUGGACAUGUACGUGGCCGAGGUCGCGCCGGACCCCUCGCUCCGGCCGGCCAGGUUCGUGGAGCUGGCGACCGCGCUGCCCGCCGCCGCGAGGGACUCCCACGACGCGCUCUACCGCGCCAUCGAUGUCUACUUCCAGGUUCACGCUCGCCUGAAGGACGACGAGAAGAUGAAGAUCUGCAAGGGCAUCAACUACGAGAAGCUCUCGCCGGAGUGCUGCAAGCACCUCGCGACCAACGCCGGCUUCCCCACGAGGGCGGCGGUGCAGGCGCUGGCGUCGCAGCACACCGUGCUCAAGGGCAUCAUACGCCACUCCGGCCCGCUGAAACCGGCGUCGUCCCCUCCACCUCCGUUCACGGGGAAGUAUCACCAGCACAUCGAGAGCUACAACGACAUCGACGGCGACGACGGCAACGGCCAGGUCGUCCUGUACGCCAGCAGGCUGGACCUGACGCUGGAGAACCAGAACCUCAAGUCGCUCCUCGACGGGAUGCACUGGCGGGUCAUGGAGCUGGAGAAGGUAUGCAGCCGGAUGAAGACGCAGAUGACCAAGAUGAAGUCCUCCAGGAGACGCGCCGCGAGAUCACUCCCCAAGAUGUGUUCUUGAGUCAUCCCAUUUCACUCUGUCACAACAACACUGCACAGUAGUGAAUGUACAUAGGGCUAGAUGCAGCUGCAGGUUUCAGCAUCCCUGCAUCCUCCUGUUUCUGUUCUUUUUUUUGCUUCACUUUUGUGAAAAUUUCUCCUGUGUAUCAGUUCUUGGUGAUUAAUCUGAUGUCAGUGGAGAUUAUCUCGGGAA
Molecule: messenger RNA, 2342 nt
Organism: Lolium perenne
Lineage: Eukaryota; Viridiplantae; Streptophyta; Magnoliopsida; Poales; Poaceae
Product: BTB/POZ domain-containing protein At3g22104
Source: RefSeq, a predicted model, not a curated record